AAUGUGACGUUUUGAUGCCUGUUGGCUUGGAGCCUUGCUUGUAUUUAUCACGUGGGAUGCCACGGCAGAUCCUUCACAUUCAAAAAACACCUACAAAUCAAUAGGCCACUUAGUAAAUUAGUAAAUACUCACUAGCCGUUUGUCAGUGGGUUAACUUGUGAUUCAAUCUGAUUUCCCUAAAGCAAUUUCAACCUACUCUUUCUCCAGGUCAUUUUAAACUCUCAGAGUGAACGUCUUGAUAGGACCGACAAGACGCAUGACAUGUACUUAGAAAGCUUAUCUUAGAGCCACACUGAGAUUGGAACCCGCAAAAUAUGCCAGAGAGGAAGGUGAGCAAGGGGCACGACACUCACCCGGAGAAACCCAGCAAGUGCGGAGGUGUGGGAAAACCGGAGCCCUGCACACCCCCCGAAGCGGAGCCCUGCACACCCCCCGCGGAAGGUGGGUUGGCGCGGCCACUGUGGAGAACAGCGCGGAGACGCCCCACAAGAUGAGACGGAACUGCCAUGAGAUCCAGCAAUGCCAACUGCGGGUCUGACCCAGGAGAACGGAGGGACGUGAACAGACCUCCUCCUGUUCUUAACACCGUUAUUGUCAGCAGCUCAGCUAAGGCGCAGAGGCAGCCCAGCGUCUGUCAGCGGAGUCACGGAUGAGCAGAACACGGCACACGCCACAUUUGGAGGAUUGUUCACAAUGGAAUAUAUAUAUAUGUACUUGUAUUUUUGGUGAGACCCUGGAGGACACACUGAAUACAAUGGAAUACCAUCCUGCCUUUGAAACGAAGGGAAAUCCUGGCACACGCUGCAACAGGAGGGAGCUUGAGGGCGUCGUGGCGAGUGGAGCACGUGAGACACCGAAGGACACACGCUGAAGACACGCACAGAUGCCCACCCACGUGGGGAGGUGACGGGGGAGCACAGCGCACAGAGACAAAGUGGAAUGGAGGCCUGAGGGCUGGGAGCAAAUGCGGAGUGAGUGCUUCCUGGGGCAGAGUCUCCGUUUGAGAAGAGGAGAAGGUUCUGCCGACGGAUGUUGGCGAUGGUUGCAGAAGAAUGUGAAUGUGCUCAAUGCUAUUGAAGAACGGUUACAAUGGAAACGCCACCCCAGUGACCACCACUACCCCGUGGGCCUCCCUGGGCCUCCCCGCCAAGACCUGCAGCAACGUGUCCUUCGAGGAGAGCAGAACAGUCCUGGUGGUGGUGUACAGUGCAGUGUGCACGCUGGGGGUGCCGGCCAACUGCCUGACUGCGUGGCUGGCGCUGCUGCAGGUGCUGCAGGGCAACGUGCUGGCCAUCUACCUGCUCUGCCUGGCACUCUGCGAGCUGCUGUACACGGGCACGCUGCCGCUCUGGGUCAUCUAUAUCCGCAACCAGCACCGCUGGACCCUGGGCCUGCUGGCCUGCAAGGUGACCGCCUACAUCUUCUUCUGCAACAUCUACGUCAGCAUCCUCUUUCUGUGCUGCAUCUCCUGUGACCGCUUCGUGGCCGUGGUGUACGCGCUGGAGAGUCGGGGCCACCGCCGCCAGAGGACCGCCAUCCUCAUCUCCGCCUGCAUCUUUAUCCUCGUCGGGAUCGUUCACUACCCGGUGUUCCAGACGGAAGACAAGGAAACCUGCUUCGACAUGCUGCAGAUGGACAGCAGGAUUGCCGGGUACUACUAUGCCAGGUUCACCGUUGGCUUUGCCAUCCCCCUCUCCAUCAUCGCCUUCACCAACCACCGGAUUUUCAGGAGCAUCAAGCGGAGCAUGGGCUUAAGUGCCGCCCAGAAGGCCAAGGUGAAGCACUCGGCCAUCGCGGUGGUUGUCAUCUUCCUAGUCUGCUUCGCCCCGUACCACCUGGUUCUCCUCGUCAAAGCUGCUGCCUUUUCCUACUACAGAGGGGACAGGAACGCCAUGUGCGGCUUGGAGGAAAGGCUGUACACAGCCUCUGUGGUGUUUCUGUGCCUGUCCACGGUGAACAGCGUGGCUGACCCUAUUAUCUACGUGCUGGCCACGGACCAUUCCCGCCAGGAAGUGUCCAGAAUCCAUAAGGGGUGGAAACAGUGGUCCAUGAGGACAGACAUCACCAGGCUCACCCACACCAGGGACACCGAGGAACUGCCGUCGCCCGUGGCCCUUGCAGACCACUACACCUUCUCCAGGCCCGUGCACCCACCAGGGUCACCAUGCCCUGCAACGAGGCUGAUUGAGGAGUCCUGCUGAGUCCACUGUGUGGCAGGGGUGGAUGGCAGGUUGGGGGGCCUGGGGCCAGCAAUAUGUCUCCUGUCCACUGAGCCCACCAGCCACAGUGCCCGUGUCCCCUCUGGAGGACAAACUACCAAUUUCUCGUUCCUGAAGCCACUCCCUCCGUGACCAGUGGCCCCAGGCUUUCCCACAUGGAAGGUGGCUGCAUGCCAAGGGGAGGAGCGAUACCUCCAGGCUGCCAGGAGCCCAGAGAGCGUGUGGCAGGCAGUGGGGCCUCUUCAUCAGCAGCCCGCCUGGCUGGCUCCCUUGGCUGUGGGCAGGCAGCAGGCCUGCUGGCAGAGGUACCUGGUGGCUGUCCUGUUCGCAUCAGUGGCAAUGACUUUAUUUGCGGAGCAUUUCUGCAAGUGUUGCCCGGAUGCGGUGGCGCAUUGUGAGCCCUCUGGGCUCCUGCCUCAGAAUGUCAGUGGGCACCAUGCCGGGGGUCACCCAGCACUGUGGCAGUGCCCAGGAGGGCAUAGGGCAGCCUACCACCUCCAAGGGGGCAGGAGCCGUCAUCUGGGGUUGGGUCUGUGCUGAGCUGGAGGGCCUCUAGGGAACUGUGGGGCAGGGUGGCCAGCUGCUCCGGCUCCCAGAGCGCAGCCUAGGCGUCCCCAGUGGGGAGCCCCAAAUGUCCACGCCCAGAACGACAGUUGGCAGGACAGGCGUGACACAGCCACUGCAGAGGCAAGGGGUGCUGGGAGUCCCCAGCCGCAUCCUUGGGGAGAAGCUGGUGAGGGGUCCGUACAGGGUGGGGCCCCCACCCCCAGCCCCUUACCGAGGGGGGAGUGCAGCAGCUGGCCUGCUUGUCUGGUGGAGAAAGCCAGCUCCCUGCACCCUCGGGGCUGAGUCAGAUCUGGGUCUGCCCCAAAGGCCUCGCCUAGGCCAGGUCACACUGAUGCCCUGGUUUCCCCAUCUGUAAAAUGGGGCCAACGACACCUACCUCCUGGGUCACCAUUGAGGUCAAUCCUCCUCCCUGCCCUGACACCUUGGGCACGUCGCACGCACUCAGAGCACAGAGCUGGGCGGACGCAGCACCUGGAUGGGGAGCCCAGCGCUCAGCACAGUGCAGGGGCUUCCAGGGAGGCUGCACAGGGCUGUGGGGCUGAGCCAUGCUCUUGUUUUGUCAGGUAGCUAUGCAGUUGCUCUUCCUUGUUUUUGUUUUUGUUUUGUUUUUUUAAUAUUUAUUUUUUUAGAG
Nomascus leucogenys (northern white-cheeked gibbon) is the source of this 3417-nucleotide messenger RNA. It is a transcript of the gene GPR132, whose product is annotated as G protein-coupled receptor 132. The record is from RefSeq and is a predicted model, not a curated record. The transcript is spliced from 3 exons. Gene Ontology annotation, molecular function: G protein-coupled receptor activity. Gene Ontology annotation, cellular component: membrane. Lineage: Eukaryota; Metazoa; Chordata; Mammalia; Primates; Hylobatidae. Gene Ontology annotation, biological process: negative regulation of G2/M transition of mitotic cell cycle; G protein-coupled receptor signaling pathway; G1/S transition of mitotic cell cycle. The coding region runs from base 1059 to 2201 and encodes 380 amino acids.